AUGGCCGUCUACCCGCUGCAGGUGGCGGGGCUGGCGCUGGGCGUGCUGGGCCUGGCCGGGGCGCUGGCCACCACGCUGCUGCCUCAGUGGCGCGUGUCUGCCUUCGUGGGCAGCAACAUCGUGGUCCUGGAGAGGAUCUGGGAGGGGCUGUGGAUGAGCUGCGUGCGGCAGGCGUGGGCCACGCUGCAGUGCAAGCCCUACAGCUCGCUGCUGGCCCUGCCGCCCGUGCUGGAGGCCGCCCGGGCCCUCACGUGCACGGCCGUGGCCCUGGCCCUGGUGGCGCUGCCCGUGGGCGCCUGCGGGCUGCGGCAGGUCCGGUGCGCGGGCUCCGGCCCCAGGGCCCGGGCGUGCCUGGCGGGGGCGGCCGGGGCGCUGCUGCUCCUCGCCGGCCUCCUGGUCCUCGUCCCCGUGUCCUGGACGGCCCACCGCGUCAUCCGGGACUUCCACGACCCCGCGGUGCACGUGGGCCGGAAGCGGGAGCUGGGGGCCGCGCUGUUCGUGGGCUGGGCCAGCGCCGCGGUGCUCCUGGCCGGGGGCGGCCUGCUCUGCGGGUCCUGCUGCUGCAGCUGGAGGAAGCGGGGGCCCCCGUGCCCGGCCCCCCGGGACCGGCCGCCACGUGGGGGGCCUCACGGGGGGCCACACGGGGCCCCGGCCGCCCCCCAGAAGCCCUUCACCAGCUACGUCUAG
This is a messenger RNA of Pipistrellus nathusii (Nathusius's pipistrelle), 687 nucleotides long. Lineage: Eukaryota; Metazoa; Chordata; Mammalia; Chiroptera; Vespertilionidae. The record is from the annotation of a GenBank genome assembly.